Thermochaetoides thermophila DSM 1495 is the source of this 1059-nucleotide messenger RNA. RefSeq lists its product as uncharacterized. Gene Ontology annotation, molecular function: RNA polymerase II general transcription initiation factor activity; TBP-class protein binding. Gene Ontology annotation, cellular component: nucleus; transcription preinitiation complex. The coding region runs from base 1 to 1059 and encodes 352 amino acids. Gene Ontology annotation, biological process: transcription preinitiation complex assembly; transcription initiation at RNA polymerase II promoter. NCBI's taxonomy places the organism in Eukaryota, Fungi, Ascomycota, Sordariomycetes, Sordariales, Chaetomiaceae. The record is from RefSeq and is a predicted model, not a curated record. The transcript has a single exon.
AUGGCGAACCCCUUUGAGGCGUUUGCGGCUGAGAAUGCCGUGAAGGAGGGCGAGUUCAAGGAGGAUCUUAACAACUAUCUCAUCUGCAAAGAUUGCAAAGAGUUUCCCCCGAACCUGAUCGAGGAGUUCUCUUCUGGAGACAUGGUAUGCGGGUCAUGCGGACUGGUUGUGGGCGACCGCAUCAUCGAUACUCGUUCGGAAUGGCGCACCUUUUCCAACGACGAUCAGGGCAACGAUGACCCAUCCCGUGUUGGUGACGCUCCGAACCUGAUGAUUGACGGCGACCAGCUCCAGACCACAAUCGCGUAUGGUGAAGGAAAGAAUGCCAGGAACCUGUCCCACCUGCAGAACAAGGUCAACCAGGAUAAAGCAUCCAAGGCCCUGCUGCAAGCAUACCGCGAUAUCCAGAGUCUGACAGACUCGAUUAAUACUGGUUCGCAAGUUGCGAAUGCGGCCAAGCAUAUCUACAAGCUUGUUGAAGACAACAAGGCGCUCAAGGGCAAAUCGCAAGAAGCUAUCAUUGCCGGUUGCAUCUUCAUUGCUUGCCGCCAGAUGGGCGUGCCACGUACCUUCCGAGAAAUCUAUGGCCUGACAAAGGUGUCAAAAAAGGAGAUUGGUCGUGUCUUCAAGCAGCUUGAGGCCUUCCUCCAGAAGAUGGGAGGCGAAGAACAGGUCGCCCAGACCAGCAUCUUCACCGCGCAGUACCAGGCCAAGGGCUCGACGAGCGCACCCGAGCUUUGCGCCCGCUACUGCAGCAACCUCCGUUUCCGCCACGCUGUCCGUGUCGAGAAUAUUGCCCGCCGCCUGGCUGAGAAAUCGGCUAAGGUCACCGAUCUGGCGGGUCGGUCCCCGCUCUCGGUGGCAGCGGCAUGCAUCUACAUGGCCUCUCACCUUGCUGGAGAGCCCCGCACUUCUAAGGAGAUCUCUGUUGUCGCCGGAGUCAGCGACGGCACUGUCAAGACUGCUUACCGCUACCUUUACAAUAGCAAGGACGUUAUCUUGACAGAGGAGGUCUUCCCAGAGGGCGUGCCUCCCACGGACAAGCUGCCGGUGAACUAG